AUGCACAGAGAUUUCAAGGCGGCCAAUGUGCUGCUGCACCAUAACGUCUGCAAGAUCGCAGACCUUGGCUUCGCCAAACAGGUGAAAGAGGAGUCAAUGACCACCACUGUGCUGGGAACUGGAUUGACGAUGGCUCCAGAAGUCCACCAGGAGAAGGCCUACGGGCGAAAGGCUGAUAUUUGGUCCGUAGGAGUGGUCUUCUACCAACUAAUCUACGGCGAUUAUCCUUUUAAGGGCAUGUCUGACUACGAUAUCAUGCAGUGCAUCAAAAAUACGCGUCCCAACUACAGCAAAGUCAACAUUUCGGAUAAGGCGAGGGAUUUCAUCGACCGCUGUCUCACCGUAGAUCCCAAGGCUCGCAUCAGCUGGAAGGAAGUCUACAGCCACCCCCUCAUCUUAGAGGAAGAUAAGAUCGUAUACGGCAUGACUUCCUCGAUAAAACUGCUUGAUAAUCAGGAGUUCUAUGGCCGUGACUCGUUUCCCCAGGAGGAGCUCAAUAAAAUAGAGAAGAAAGAGGAGAUCAAGGAGGAGUGGACCAAAGGUGAGGAGUAG
Nymphaea colorata (pocket water lily) is the source of this 552-nucleotide messenger RNA. RefSeq names its product serine/threonine-protein kinase ATG1b-like. The coding region runs from base 1 to 552 and encodes 183 amino acids. Gene Ontology annotation, molecular function: protein serine/threonine kinase activity; ATP binding. NCBI's taxonomy places the organism in Eukaryota, Viridiplantae, Streptophyta, Magnoliopsida, Nymphaeales, Nymphaeaceae. The record is from RefSeq and is a predicted model, not a curated record. Gene Ontology annotation, biological process: protein autophosphorylation; autophagy; autophagosome organization. The transcript has a single exon. Gene Ontology annotation, cellular component: cytoplasm; autophagosome.